AUGUUCAAUCUCAAACAUAAGGACACGUUGUUUUAUGUGGCCUCACAAUUUGCAAAAGAGGAAUCGUGUAGUUUUGCGAUCAAAUAUUUAGAAAGAGCUAUUGAAAACGGAUAUGGUCAAAAGGAUCCACAAGAAAUGUUUGGAAUUGCUACAAUUUAUGAACAAUUUGACAUGCUGGAGAAAGCAAUCCAAUUCUAUUCAGAUGCCAUUCCUUAUAACAGUUCAAGAGGAAAGCUCAAAGAGUUAAAGCAACGACUAGCGUCCAGCAUGGAAGCUUCGCCUUCCUCUCAUGUGAGCACUUCGAGCGCCGUAAAACUGGAGCGAAUAUCUGAUACUUCAACGUUUGAUGAAGAAGAAUAA
Molecule: messenger RNA, 360 nt
Organism: Naegleria lovaniensis
Lineage: Eukaryota; Heterolobosea; Eutetramitea; Acrasida; Naegleriidae
Exons: 1
Coding region: 1-360 (119 amino acids)
Molecular function (GO): protein binding
Source: RefSeq, a predicted model, not a curated record